This is a messenger RNA of Vigna unguiculata (cowpea), 2188 nucleotides long. RefSeq names its product O-Glycosyl hydrolases family 17 protein. Gene Ontology annotation, biological process: carbohydrate metabolic process. NCBI's taxonomy places the organism in Eukaryota, Viridiplantae, Streptophyta, Magnoliopsida, Fabales, Fabaceae. Gene Ontology annotation, molecular function: hydrolase activity, hydrolyzing O-glycosyl compounds. The record is from RefSeq and is a predicted model, not a curated record.
GCGGGAAUUUGGCUCUGUCAUUUCCCACUACCCCACUUUCCCUUUCACAAGUUCCAGAGUUCUUCUCACUCAAUCAACCUUUUCCCUCUCUCUCUCUAACAACAUUUUAGAGAAACUGGUUUGGUUUUGUUCAUCUGGGUUCCAGGACCUCACAUUCUCUGCCUUAUCUGUUUCUCUCUGUCAGAAGGAACAAACCAAUAAGAGACAACGAGAGAAAACAAGAAUAAGCUAUUUUUGUUGAUUCUUAUGUCAAGAUUUUGUUAAUUGUGAUUUGUUGUGCUGUUUCUCUCUUGGUUGUCUUUUUUUCUUUUUUUUUCGAUUUAUUUACUCCGGUUUGAUCUUUCACCCCAUUAUUAGGUCUAUCACCGUCUCAUUGAUCGUGAUUUCGUCUGUGAAAAAGUUGUGAAAUUUUCGCUUACUUUUCUAUCCCCACUUUCAGAAACGGUUGCUUUCUGCUGCCCCCACUCUCCAUAUAGGAACAAGAGAGAGUUUCCGUUUGUGUUUUGUUAACCAUUUACAUACACAUUUUUGCUUUUCCUCUUUCUUGUGUUUGGUUUAAUUUUAGCUGGAAAAUCUUGAUAUUAUUUUGAGAGGAAAAGUUUUUGUCGCCCUUGCAAUGGAAAAAAACUGGAUUUUGAGAUGGGUGUUGGUGGUGGGGGUGAUGUGUUGGUGUGGGGAAGGGAUUGGUGUGAAUUGGGGAACCCAAGCAACACACAAGUUACCGCCAGAAACAGUGGUUCAGAUGUUGAAGGACAAUGGGAUUCAGAAGGUGAAGCUUUUUGAUGCAGAUGAUUCGACCAUGAGUGCCUUGGCUGGGACUGGGAUUGAAGUCAUGGUGGCUAUCCCUAAUAUCCAGCUUGCUGAGAUGAAUGACUAUGGCAGGGCCAAACAGUGGGUUAAGAAAAACGUCACGCGUUACAACUUCAAUGGGGGUGUUAAUAUCAAGUAUGUAGCAGUUGGGAACGAGCCAUUUCUGAAAUCCUACAACAAUUCAUUCUUGAACAUCACCUUUCCUGCUCUGCAGAACAUUCAAAAUGCCCUUAACGAAGCAGGCCUUGGAGACACAGUGAAGGCAACAGUACCCUUGAAUGCAGAUGUGUAUCAGUCUCCAGAUAACAAUCCUGUUCCAUCUGCAGGAAUAUUCAGGCCUGAUAUCAGUGGUCUCAUGACCCAGAUAGUGCAGUUUCUCAGCAAGAAUGAUGCACCAUUUACCGUCAACAUUUACCCCUUCUUAAGUCUCUAUGGAAACGAUGAUUUUCCUUUGAACUACGCCUUCUUUGACGGUGUAGACAAUCCGGUAAACGAUAAUGGUACUCCAUACACCAAUGUGUUUGAUGCAAAUUUUGAUACUUUGGUUGCUGCUCUGAAAUCAGUGGGGUUUGGAGAGAUGCCUAUUUUGGUGGGAGAAGUAGGAUGGCCAACAGAAGGAGACAAGAAUGCCAAUGUUGGGUAUGCUACGAGGUUCUAUAAUGGCCUUCUGCCAAGGCUUGCAAGCAAUAGAGGCACGCCGCGCCGCCCAGGACACAUUGAAGUUUAUCUUUUUGGACUCAUUGAUGAGGAUGCCAAGAGCAUUGCACCAGGAAACUUUGAACGCCACUGGGGAAUAUUCAAAUAUGAUGGACAACCCAAGUUUCCAAUGGACCUUUCUGGACAGAACCAAAUCAAAUUUCUGAUAGGUGCACAGAAUGUGAAGUACCUUGCUCCCAGGUGGUGCAUGUUUAAUCCUGAUGCUAAGGAUCUGUCCAACCUUCCAGAAAACAUCAACUAUGCUUGCACCUUUGGAGAUUGCACUGCACUUGGAUACGGAUCCUCUUGCAACAACCUUGAUGCUAAUGGCAAUGCCUCUUAUGCCUUUAACAUGUACUUCCAGGUGCAGAAUCAGAACCCAAUGGCCUGCAAUUUUCAAGGUUUGGCCAAAAUUACUACGGACAAUAUCUCAACACCCACAUGCAAUUUUAUCGUUCAGAUAGCUGCUUCUUCGGCCUCUUCUUUGAUUCCCUCACUGGUUGCUUUCUUGUUUACUACUUUAUUCAUGAUCCUGUUUUGGUAGGAUUUCUUUGUACAUACAUUAGAGGUGCUAUUUUUUAUUUAUGGCUUUAUUGUUUCUUGGAGAGAUACUCUGCCUACUAUUUUUAUCAUUAAUUUACAGAUUCUUUUAAUAAAACUAUUCACAGAUUGAGCUCCGAUA